AUGCCUAAUUUGACAACCUUAACACUCAAUAAUUAUCACUUCAAUUGGGAGAAUGAAACAGGCUUACACCUUACUCAUCUAAGUAAGUUAUUCCUUGUUGAUUGUACUUGGGAAUACCCCUUUGAUUUAAGUCAAUUUAAUAUUAAUAACUCGUUGAAUAAAUUAUUCAUCCAGUAUACAAAUAAUAACUCAUUCAUAUUACUGGAACGAUUUACCAAAUUCCUAGAAAAUCCUACAAAUUCUCAAUAUACUGCUAUACAAGAAUUAUCAAUUUUAUUUACCAACUUUGAUCAGCUGUGGCUAAAACCUUUAUCAACCAAACAGUUGGCCAGAUUUAUUGGAAAUCACUUCCCUGAUUUAAUAUAUCUAAGGCUCUCUGGGUGGCUCUUAAAUUUGAAAAAUUUCAAUUCUUAUAUGAGUUUACUUGAAGACAAUAAUUUGAAAGUAUUGGACUUAUGUGUUACCGAUUCCUCAUCUACACCCAAUAAUGACAAAUUAAUUCGUGAUAUUCUUCAAAACUCAAAAACCCAUUUUCCUUGGAUGAAAUUGGUGUUACGAACUUCACUCCACCAUUUGUCACACCACUAA
Molecule: messenger RNA, 588 nt
Organism: Debaryomyces fabryi
Lineage: Eukaryota; Fungi; Ascomycota; Pichiomycetes; Serinales; Debaryomycetaceae
Exons: 1
Coding region: 1-588 (195 amino acids)
Source: RefSeq, a predicted model, not a curated record